GGCAGUGGCUUCAGCUUUGCAAGGCACAUGUGUGUAUUUGCACAAAUCUACUAGUUUAGCCCCACAGUGGCUGUGGACAGCUUGGACUGGGACUCAGUGUGGCAGGAUUGUUUCAGUGCUCAGUGUUUGGGAAAGCAGAGAGGGAGCAGGACAGCGGCAGAAUGUUGGUGCUGGUAUUGGGAGACCUUCAUAUCCCUCACCGCUGCAACAGCCUCCCCACCAAGUUCAAAAAGCUUCUGGUUCCGGGGAAGAUUCAGCACAUCCUCUGCACUGGGAAUCUCUGCACCAAGGAGAGCUAUGACUACCUGAGGACGCUGGCCGGGGAUGUUCAUGUUGUCAGAGGGGACUUUGAUGAGGGUAUGACUUAUCCAGAGCAGAAGGUUGUCUUGGUUGGGCAAUUCAGAAUUGGUCUGAUCCACGGCCAUCAAGUUAUUCCCUGGGGCGAUAUGACCAGCUUGGCAAUUCUACAGAGGCAGCUCAAUGUAGAUAUCCUCAUUUCUGGGCAUACGCACAAAUUUGAGGCCCUCGAGUAUGACCAGAAGUUCUAUAUUAACCCGGGAUCAGCCACCGGAGCCUACAACGCUUUGAGCAGAAACAUCAUCCCUUCAUUUGUUCUGAUGGAUAUCCAGGCCUCCACAGUCGUAACUUAUGUGUACCAGCUGAUCGGAGAUGAUGUGAAAGUGGAAAGGAUUGAAUACAAAAAGUCUUAAAUCAAGGCAUUUUUCACUGAACGCUUCUAGCCCUUCACCGAUUUGAUCACACAAAGGAACAAUAUGAUUCUCCAUGUCUACAGCUUUAAUUCCCAGGAGCAUUUCGGAGAAUAUUUUGCUUGUAACAGCUCAGGGUCAUAGCUGAAGACUCACUGCUCCUAGAAUUAUCCAUAAUAGUACUGGCAAAUGGACAAUAUUCCGUUCUAUUAAAAAACAAAAACAAAUUGCCAAGUGUGUAAGUGUCUCAAGGCUUAUUUAUAAUGAAUUGGCUCAUGGAGAAGAACAUGAAUUGUUCAUGUGAUACAAACUGGCCCCAUCUCUGUGUGGAAUAAAACUAAUUUAUGAACUGUG
Hemicordylus capensis (graceful crag lizard) is the source of this 1061-nucleotide messenger RNA. RefSeq names its product vacuolar protein sorting-associated protein 29-like. NCBI's taxonomy places the organism in Eukaryota, Metazoa, Chordata, Lepidosauria, Squamata, Cordylidae. The record is from RefSeq and is a predicted model, not a curated record. Gene Ontology annotation, cellular component: retromer complex; endosome. Gene Ontology annotation, biological process: intracellular protein transport; retrograde transport, endosome to Golgi. The transcript has 4 exons. Bases 162 to 710 code for a protein of 182 amino acids.